CUCCCUCCCUCCCUCUCAUUUCUAUAAAUGGGGAGAGCCACACUACAGACUCAAUAUCCUUCACUCAAUAGAGUUAUCUUCCAAUUAAAGAGUCUUUCCCAAGUGCAUUGUCCGAUUCUCUAAGUUGUUAAGGAAAAUGGCUUCCUCCAAGGUUUUUCUUCUUCUCGGUCUCGCCUUUGCUGUUGUUCUCCUGGUCUCAGCUCGUGAGCUCGCUGAGACUACUCAAACCCAGGAGGCUGUACAAACUGACUCUGUGGAGGAGGCCAAGUAUGGUGGCCACGGGUACGGCCACGGCUACGGACACGGCUACGGACACGGCCACGGUCACGGACACGGACACGGUAAACCAGGUCAUGGUGGUCACCCAGGACAUGGUGCUGCUGGCGAAACUGAAAACGACCAAAACUAGACAAACCCCUUAUAUAUGGUGUCUGCAUGGAUGUGUUAAGUAAUAAGAUGUACUAGUAAUAUAUCUAAGCUUGUAUGCCAAUAAGGUCGCCGGAUGUCUGUAGGUCAUGUAUAAGCUUUAUCUUUGUACUUUUGUCGUAUUUCCUUCUGCUUUUUAUUGUUAAUCGUAACGUGCUUAAUCCUAAAUCUUGGUGUCAGAAUGUCU
Molecule: messenger RNA, 613 nt
Organism: Juglans regia (Persian walnut)
Lineage: Eukaryota; Viridiplantae; Streptophyta; Magnoliopsida; Fagales; Juglandaceae
Product: cold and drought-regulated protein CORA-like
Exons: 2
Coding region: 137-409 (90 amino acids)
Source: RefSeq, a predicted model, not a curated record